AUGCAGUCACAAUUCUCGACAUUUGACACCUCGACUCUGAUAGUCCUUCCCGGUCUUAUCGUAGGAUUAUAUGUAUUCCGUUUCUAUUACAAAUACUUUACACGAGAGAACCCACUUCCCGGCCCAUUUCCUCUUCCCUUAAUUGGAAAUCUUUAUCAAUUCACUGGAGGUGACUUCUCUCUCUGGAUUAACAGCUUCCAUAAGAAAUAUGGGGACAUGUUUGAAAUCUACAUGGCGAGUGAAAGGCAAAUUUGGCUGAAUAGGGCUGACCAAUUGGAUAGUGUCAUGAGCGCAUCCACCAAGACUGCAUUCCCAGUAAGAUUCUCGCCAAGUGAAGGUUUAGAUGAAUUCGACAUAUCGAGGAACUCAGUUGCCUUCAACUCUGAUUUGAAUGCAUGGAGAUUCUAUAGAAAGUUCCUUGAUCGAACCUUGACUCCCAAGACUUACAAAGAAGCAAUCGUAGUGACCGAGAAACGUUUCAAGGAAUUGACCGAACAUUGGGAUAAGUUUGGAUAUGAUAAUGUCAUCGAUUCUCCAGCAUGGAUACGUCGAUGUAUUGGUGAUGUUGUCAUGUUGAUGACCCUUGGCAAGAAUCCCUAUCUGAUGGCCAAAUAUUUUAGCUCUUUGCGUCCAUCUGAGAAAGUCGAGACCCACCAUGACUUAUUGGAAGAGACAGAGAAAUUAAUCGAAAGCGUCCACAAUUUCUUCUAUGGCGCACAGUUUUUCUUAUUCUUCCCUCGAUUCAUUAGGAAUUCUGUGUUUAGAUUUUAUGCAAAGAAGCUACAUGCGUCGUAUAACUGGUCUAAGCAGCUCAUUUAUGGGAUAAUUAGAGAGAGAAGACAGGUGAUUGAAAAUACCCCAAACAACGUACCGUUAAAGCCGGAUUUGAUGAACAUGCUUAUCACUACCAACACCAAGAGAGAUGUUAACGGCAAGUUUCGAAGUGAAUGGAAAGAUCCCAUGACCGACGAGGAGAUUAGAGUCGUUCUGUGGGAAUUUAUUAUCGGAGCUAUCGAAACGACGCCUCCUACAUUUGGAUUUGUUAUUGAUCGUAUCGAGCGUGAACCGCAGGUCAAGGAACGAAUGAUUGCUGAAAUUGAUGCUCACUUUGCUGAAGAUCCAGAUCGUUCGAUAACUUAUAACGAUUUAAGUGAACUUGUAUAUUGUGAUGCCGUCGUCAAUGAAGCACUCCGCCUCCAUCCUCCAGGGCCACUAAACUUCCGCUACAACCAUCGUGAUGAGGAAGUCGGAGGCUAUACAUGGAAAGCAGGCACUCAAUUUGGUAUCAAUUUCAGGGCAGUACAUACAUGCACAGCACACUGGGAAGAUCCAGAUAAAUUCUUCCCUGAACGAUUUCUCAUCUCCAAUGUCGAGAAGAAUUCGUUCUUACCCUUUGGAUCCGGAAUGAGGAUGUGUCCUGGGAAGAACAUGGCAUUGACUAUUAUUAAGACGUUGCUAGUGUCAUUUUAUAGAAAGUACAACGUAAGAUUGGCUAAUCCGGAUUCGCCUUUGAAAUUUACGUUUAGAUUGGUCAAUGCCUGUGAAGGGGCUCAAGUGUGCAUUGAGCCUAGGAAUUGA
Molecule: messenger RNA, 1578 nt
Organism: Paraglomus brasilianum
Lineage: Eukaryota; Fungi; Glomeromycota; Glomeromycetes; Paraglomerales; Paraglomeraceae
Source: the annotation of a GenBank genome assembly